Messenger RNA from Coccidioides immitis RS, 1799 nucleotides. RefSeq lists its product as uncharacterized. The record is from RefSeq and is a predicted model, not a curated record. NCBI's taxonomy places the organism in Eukaryota, Fungi, Ascomycota, Eurotiomycetes, Onygenales, Onygenaceae. The transcript is spliced from 2 exons. Bases 600 to 941 code for a protein of 113 amino acids.
AUAAAAAUAAAAAUAAAAAUAAAAAAAUAAAAAAAUAAAGAUUCGCACGCUACCGUUCAGCUUUCAUACAAUGCUGCCAAAGACAACACCAGCGAAUUCAUCCCCCGGUUAUUAUCCCAUUUGCAUCUUUGGCAAUUCCUGAAGAUGGCUCCGGCAGUAAAGCGAGAUCCUACAGACCCCCGUGUCCAGAAAAUACAGACCGUGAUGCGACAGUUGAAGUCGAUGAUUUCAACGCAAAAUCAUUCAAACCCCGCUCCUUUGACGAGAGUGACCUCGACCGAUUGAAUAUCAGACUGCUCCCACUCGACGUGGCCCAAGCGGACCAACUCCAGCCUUGUUUCUAUGCACCUGUCCCUGAAAGCGAGCUUCCACAGGCUCCAUGGACUGAUAUGGGACUUGUUACUGUGGAUAAGCUGCAAGAAGCGCAUCAACGCAGAGCUAGGGCGGUGGGUUACAACUUGAGAAAUGCCUCGUUGUGGCUCAAGUCAAAGUUUUGGGACUGCGAACAGCUACACACCGACUAGAAAGGCUAGCUGCUUCCCAGCUGCUACCGGGGGGUCCAAGUGGCAUACUGGAACAUUAAUGCCGUGGAGCGAAUUAUGACUGGAUCGUGGAUGACCAGGUCGAGGCCCCAUCCACGGAAUACCCACAUUGCAAAAUCCAAAUACAACACGACGCAGAGCCUGAAGAUCCGUUGGCAAGAACCGAGGUCAUCCCCAAUCAUUCGAUGGAGGACGAGUUUGUGGAAAUACCUCCACCAUGAAAUAUUUCUUCUACGUCUGCCCUGCCUUUGUCCUUUCUCCGACAUAGGGAACACAAAGAAUUAUGAUCUGUUUCUAAAGUGGAUGAGAAGUGACUCCGUUGGUGAUAGUAAUGCUUCGUUACCUGUUAAGGUCAACCCUGUACAGCAUCCGGCGGUGCGUCGUCUUGCGCAUAGGUAGCUGCUGGGUUUUCAUUUUUGAUAUGAGGAAUGAUGUAACGAACAAGUUUUAUGGAUACUUUGGGAUCAUGGAAUUAGGUGAAGGCGUUUUGGGCGGUUUCUAGUUUAUCUGGCGGAACAUCCGUCUGGAUCUGUGGCCAGUCUUAAUUCAAUAAAGUAUGGUCUAGGCCGAUAUGGAAGCUACUCUUUCAUUUUGCUAUCAAUUAUCAACACCCGAUGGAUGGUUGAGCGUUGCCUGCGAACGUCUACUCUUGACUGAUGGCUGUGUGGUGUACGCUGUUGCCGAUGAUUCUCGGCUGCCAAUGCCAGUAUGAACCGAGAAGUAUUAAGAGCGACACCUGCGCAAAAGGUAGCCGCUUAAGUCGUUUAUACAGGCAGCAUCGGUAACAUCCUUGGCAUAUUCGUGACGGAUAACACCUCUGAACUCAUGGACCUUGAAAUUAACCGAGUCAAGCGACUUCUUACCCCAGAUACGCGACGACGAAUUGGAGACCAGACAGUGGUGCAAGCAACUCGCGAGUGUCCCCCCACAGAAGACUGUUCUCCCAUCUCAGUCGGUUGGUAAGGACUUGGCUAUGAAUAGCUCCGUCGAUGACCGCAAAUUGCCCGGGUCCGGGAUUAAGAUCGAUGGUCUUUUCCAAAAAGCCAAAUCAUACAAGGGUAGGACACGAAAUGAAAUUAAGAGUCAAUCGAGGUAGGAUUCCUCGCUUCUGAGCGAGAUUCCAUGCCAGGAUACCGCCGCGUGCAAGUGGGACUCGCUCUAUCGCUCGUAUAAGCUGCCAUAUGGAGGUGCGAGGUGCUAUCUAUUCGCAAGGAGAAUUCCAUGUAUUAUCGAACGGCGCGCCGUGCGCAAGCUGGG